Cylas formicarius (sweet potato weevil) is the source of this 1907-nucleotide messenger RNA. RefSeq names its product mitochondrial tRNA methylthiotransferase CDK5RAP1. Bases 126 to 1907 code for a protein of 593 amino acids. Gene Ontology annotation, cellular component: cytosol; mitochondrion. The transcript has 4 exons. NCBI's taxonomy places the organism in Eukaryota, Metazoa, Arthropoda, Insecta, Coleoptera, Brentidae. The record is from RefSeq and is a predicted model, not a curated record. Gene Ontology annotation, molecular function: 4 iron, 4 sulfur cluster binding; tRNA-2-methylthio-N(6)-dimethylallyladenosine(37) synthase activity. Gene Ontology annotation, biological process: negative regulation of cyclin-dependent protein serine/threonine kinase activity; tRNA modification.
UCUAUUUUCUGUGGGUCUGUGGUCAGCCACUAAACUUAAAAGAAUAUUUUUUAGGUCAGGUUAACCUGCAUUCUAAUAUGUUCUUUUUUCACUUGUAAGAUGUUUUUAAGCGAUAAUCGAAAAAUAUGAAUCUACAAUUGUCUUCAAGGCUUCACAUGACAUUAAAAAAAAACUUCCUUCAAGAUUUAAUCCGUUGCAAAGUAUGUUGCUGUAGGUACACAUCCAAUUACACCUCUACAAGCGAUGAUUUGAAGGAUCCAGCGAUAGAUUCAAAAAAAAUACAAAUUAGAAACAAAAUUACAGGUGGGCCUCAUUUAAAAGACUUUUUGAAUCGGAAUUCUUUUUCUAAUAAUGAGUCUCAACUUGUGGAAGAUAAUAUUCCUUACCUAUUGGAAACUAAUAAAUUUGGUUAUAAACGAAAGGUAUAUUUUGAUAUAUAUGGCUGUCAAAUGAAUGUAAAUGAUACAGAAAUUGUAUGGAGUAUUCUGAAAGACCACAAUUAUGAAAGGACUGAAAAAUUACAAGACGCUGAUGUGAUUCUUUUAAUUACUUGUGCUAUUAGAGAAAGUGCUGAAGAUAGAAUUUGGGGUAGAUUAAACUACAUAAAAGGAAUCAAGAAUCAUCGAAAUAAGUGCAGACCUAGUUUAAAAGUAGGAAUUUUAGGUUGUAUGGCUGAAAGGUUGAAAGAGAAAGUUCUUGAAAAGGAAAGAACCGUAGAUUUGGUAGCUGGCCCAGAUGCUUAUAGGGAUUUACCAAGAUUACUGGCAUUAACUGAAAAUGAUCAGAAAUCUGUUAAUGUGUUAUUAUCUUUUGACGAAACCUAUGCUGAUAUAACCCCGGUAAGGUUAAAUGAAAAUUCCUUAUCAGCAUUUGUCUCUAUCAUGAGGGGUUGCGACAAUAUGUGCACAUAUUGUAUAGUGCCAUUUACCAGAGGCAAGGAACGAUCUCGCCCUGUCAGUUCUAUUUUGAAAGAAAUAGAAUACUUGAGUGAGAAUGGUGUCAAAGAAGUAACUUUGCUAGGUCAAAAUGUAAAUAGUUACAGGGAUAUAUCAGAGUCAUAUUCUAUUGAUAAUGUUACCAAUUUGGCAAGUGGUUUUAAGACUGUUUAUAAAAAUAAAAAAGGCGGUUUGAGAUUUGCUGACUUGUUGCAAAAAGUUGCUGACAUUAACCCUGAAAUGCGAGUUAGAUUUACAUCACCGCAUCCCAAGGAUUUUCCUGAUGAAGUUAUUCAAAUCAUUCAAUCGCGUUCAAACAUUUGCAAGAAUCUCCACAUGCCUGCGCAAUCUGGUAACUCUCGGGUUCUGGAAAGAAUGAGAAGAGGAUAUACCAGGGAAGCAUAUUUAGAGUUGGUUUAUCAUAUCCGACGUCAUAUACCUAAUGUUGCGUUCAGUUCAGAUUUUAUUUGUGGUUUCUGUGAUGAGACAGAAGAAGAAUUUGAAGACACUAUAACUUUAAUGGAGGAAGUCCAAUAUAAUACUGCAUACUUAUUCUCCUAUAGUAUGAGAGAGAAAACAACAGCCCAUCGGAGAUUUAUCGACAAUAUUCCUGAGGAGGUUAAGAAAAGAAGGUUGCAAAGGAUGAUUGACACUUCUAGAACUAAAGCUUUAAAGUUAAACAUGUCUCAAAUUGGUAAAACCCAUUUAGUAUUAAUCGAAGGAUUCAGUAAAAGAUCGUCAGAUAAUUAUCAGGGACGGAAUGAUCAAAAUAUUCGCGUGAUACUCCCAGCAAACGAAUGUGUCACGUCCAAGAAUGGCACUGGUCUAAGACUUUUGAAACCUGGCGAUUAUGUGGCGGUUUAUAUUAAUGCUGCCAAUUCUCAGUGUCUAAAAGGUAUACCAUUGUAUUUUUCAAAUUUACAAGAUUUUUAUUUAGAGGAGGCUUACAAAUACACAGCUUCUAAUGGUUGA